Messenger RNA from Oxyura jamaicensis (ruddy duck), 1902 nucleotides. It is a transcript of the gene ZNF865, whose product is annotated as zinc finger protein 865. Gene Ontology annotation, cellular component: nucleus. NCBI's taxonomy places the organism in Eukaryota, Metazoa, Chordata, Aves, Anseriformes, Anatidae. Gene Ontology annotation, molecular function: DNA-binding transcription factor activity, RNA polymerase II-specific; RNA polymerase II transcription regulatory region sequence-specific DNA binding. The record is from RefSeq and is a predicted model, not a curated record. The transcript has a single exon. The annotation marks the transcript as partial. Gene Ontology annotation, biological process: regulation of transcription by RNA polymerase II.
CACACCGGCGAGAAGCCCUUCAGCUGCUCGGUGUGCGCCAAGAGCUUCAACCGCCGCGAGAGCCUGACGCGCCACGUCAAGACGCACUCGGGGCUGCUGCGGGUGCCCUGCGCCGUCUGCGGCAAGGAAUUCCGGGACCCGGCCUACCUGCUGCGCCACCAGGCCGCCCACAGCGGCCAGCGCCCCGACUACAAGUGCGAGGUGUGCGGCAAAGCCUACGCCGCGCCCCAGAGCCUCCUGCGGCACCGGCAGGUCCACGCCGGCCCCAAAGCCGGCGCCGCCGCCGCGCCGUUCGCCGGCGUCCCCAAAGCCACCGCGGCGGCGGCGGCGGGGUUCCCCUUCGCCUCGGAGGAGGCGGCGAAGGCGGGCGAAGGCGGCGGGGGCUUCCUGGCGUCCCCCGCGGCGCUGCUGGCGCCGGGGAAGAGCUUCGGCUGCGGGAUCUGCGGGCGGGCCUUCGGGCGGCGCGAGACGCUGAAGCGGCACGAGCGCAUCCACACCGGGGAGAAGCCGCACCAGUGCGCCGUCUGCGGCAAGCGCUUCCGCGAGUCCUUCCACCUGAGCAAGCACCACGUGGUGCACACCCGCGAGCGGCCCUACAAGUGCGAGCUGUGCGGCAAAGCCUUCGGCUACCCCCAGAGCCUCACGCGGCACAAGCAGAUCCACCGCCUGCCGCUGCCCUGCGGGCUGGGGGCGGCGGCGGCGGCCGCCCCGGCCGAGGGGCUGAGCUACGGCUGCGGGGAGUGCGGCGAGCGCUUCCCCGACCUCUUCCACGCCGUCAACCACAAGGAGGCCCACGUCGGGGAGAAGCCCUACGGCUGCGACGCCUGCGGCAAGGCCUUCGGCUUCAUCGAGAACCUGAUGUGGCACAAGCUGGUGCACCAGGCGGCCCCCGAGCGGCUGCUGCCCGACGGGGGGCCGGCGGCCGAGAGCGGGGCGCAGCCCCCCGAGGAGCACCCGGUGGUGCCGAGCGGGGAGCGCUUCACCUGCGGGACCUGCGGGCAGAGCUUCAAGCACUUCCUGGGGCUGGUGACCCACAAGUACGUGCACCUGGUGCGGCGCACGCUGGCCUGCGGCGUCUGCGGGCAGAGCUUCGCCGGCGCCUACGACCUGCUGCUCCACCGGCGCCGGCACCUGCAGAAGCGCCACUUCGGCUGCUCCGUCUGCGGGAAGCGCUUCUGGGAGGCGGCGCUGCUGAUGCGGCACCAGCGCUGCCACACCGAGGAGCGGCCGUACCGCUGCGCCGUCUGCGGCCGCGGCUUCCUGCGCUCCUGGUACCUGCGGCAGCACAAGGUGGUGCACACGGGCGAGCGCGCCUACAAGUGCGCCCUGUGCAACAAGCGCUUCGCCCAGUCCUCCAGCCUGGCCGAGCACCAGCGGCUGCACGUGGUGGCCCGGCCCCAGCGCUGCCAGACCUGCGGCAAGACCUUCCGCUACCGCUCCAACCUGCUGGAGCACCGCCGCGUCCACCUGGGCGAGAAGGUGUACCGCUGCGAGCUCUGCGGCAAGAGCUUCUUCUACCUGUCCUCCAUCCUGCGGCACCAGCGCUCGCACGACGCCCGCCGCGACCUGCGCUGCUCCGCCUGCCUCAAGCUCUUCAAGGACCCCAAGUACUUCAGCAAGCACCUGCAGACCCACCAGGGCGGGCGGCCCUUCAAGUGCAGCACCUGCGGGGAGGCCUUCAGGAACACCUACGGCCUCAAGAAGCACCGGCACGGGCACAAGCUGGAGCGCCUGGCCGCCCUGGCGCACAAGGACGCCUGAGGAGGGGGCUCGGCGGCGGUGGGCCCCCCUCUCCCCGGGCCGGCGGAUCCGUCUGCUUGGCCGGUGGGGUCCUGCGGGACGUGGAUGGGGUGGUGGGGCUGGGUGGCGCGGCGCGGCUCGUCAUGGCGUGACACGGCUCGU